AUGGACUUCAAGGGAAACCUGGACAGGGUCAGAAGGUCGAUCGUCGAAGCCAAGAGCAUGGGAGCGACAUACAGAGUGGGACCAGAGUUGGAAUUGCCUGGCUAUGGCUGUGAAGACCAUUUCUGCGAGCUGGACACUGUGGAGCACGCUUGGGAGUGUUUGAGGGAACUCUUACAUGAGGGCUACACUGACGGCAUUGUGUGUGAUAUUGGCAUGCCAGUCAUUCAUGCAGGGGUGCGAUACAACUGCCGUGUAUUCGUCUACAAUCAGAAAAUUGUCUUCAUUCAACCCAAGAGGGAGCUUGCCAACGAUGGCAAUUACAGGGAGGGACGGUAUUUCUCAGCCUGGCAGAGACCUGGCGAGGUUGACGAGCACUGGCUGCCACUCGAAAUAUCAGGUCUCACAGACCAAAAGACGUGCCCCUUUGGUGAUGCCAUCCUGGCUUUCAAUGAUGCAAUCAUUGCCAGCGAAACUUGUGAGGAGUUGUUCACUCCUAAUGCCCCCCACAUUGGUCUUUCGUUGGGUGGAGUGGAGGUGAUCAGCAAUGGGAGCGGCAGCCACCAUCAGUUGAGGAAACUGGACACGAGGCUGGACCUGAUCAUGAAUGCAACUGCUAAGUGUGGUGGUGUGUACCUUUACUCCAAUCAACGUGGUUGCGACGGUGGCCGGCUGUACUACGAUGGCUGCGCAUGCAUCGCUAUGAAUGGAAAAUUGCUUGCUCAGGGUAGCCAGUUCGGAUUGGACGAUGUGGAGGUCAUCACUGCCUGUGUGGACCUGGAUGAGGUUGUGUCCAUGCGUUGUGCUGUGAGCAGUGUGAGAGAUCAGGCUGCCCGCUGCAAGGCGCCCAUCAGCAUUCAUGUGGAUUUCUAUCUGUGCAACAGCCAUUCCAAAGCAAUAAGGACGACACAGCCGAUACAGCCAAGAAUACAUGCUCCUGAAGAGGAGCUGGCCUAUGGGCCAGCUUGCUGGUUGUGGGACUACUUGAGAAGGUCUGGGGCGUCGGGCUAUCUGCUUCCACUAUCGGGAGGUGCUGACAGCUCCUCCACAGCUGCCAUAGUGGGCUGCAUGUGUCAGAUGGUUGUCAAGGCAGUUGGAUCUGGCAAUCUCGAGGUGGAGGAGGAUGCCCGGAGGAUUGGCCAGUAUGGCCCUGGCGAGCCAAUCGAUAAUGCAAGGGAGUUAGCACAACGCAUUUUCACCACCCUGUACUUGGGGACAGUUAAUAGCUCUGAGGAGACACGAUUGAGGUCUAAGAUGCUGGCUGAACAAAUUGGCUCAUACCAUCUGCAGAUGCGAAUUGACAUGCUUGUGGAGGCUGUCGUGCGCCUCUUCACCAUGGUCACCAAUAAGACCCCGAGGUUUGUGACUGAUGGUGGCACGAGAGCAGAGAACCUGGCUCUUCAGAACAUCCAGGCUCGCCUCCGCAUGGUUGUGUCGUUUCUUUUCGCACAGCUUCUCCCGUGGGUGAGGGGCCGCAGUGGUUUCAUGCUGGUGUUGGGAUCGGCUAAUGUGGAUGAAGGGCUGAGGGGGUAUCUCACCAAAUACGACUGCAGCAGCGCCGAUAUCAACCCAAUCGGUGGGAUCAGUAAGCAGGACAUUCGGAGAUUCCUCCAGUGGGCUGCGGGGAACCUUGGGUACCCAGUUUUAGAGCAGGUCGAAGCGGCCCCACCCACUGCGGAGCUGGAGCCUCUGAGGGAUGGACAAAUAGCACAGACCGAUGAAGAAGACAUGGGGAUGACGUACGAGGAGCUGUCAAUGUUUGGACGCCUGCGCAAAAUAUCCCGCUGCGGCCCCGUUUCCAUGUUCCGCCAACUGCUGCAGCAGUGGUCGCACGCCUACCCGGCAGCCGCCAUCGCCGACAAGGUGAAGCACUUCUUCACGCACUAUGCGAUGAACCGCCACAAGGCGACGACCCUGACGCCUUCCUACCACGCGGAAAACUAUUCCCCCGACGACAACAGGUUCGACCACCGGCAGUUCCUGUACAACGUGCGAUGGCCGUGGCAAUUCAGCAGGAUCGAUGACGUGCUGGCCGAGCAGCCCAGCCCCGUGGAGGGAAGCUGGGAUUGCAGGAACGGCAUUGGCUCUGUCUCGGAGUCUUAG
Molecule: messenger RNA, 2100 nt
Organism: Ostreobium quekettii
Lineage: Eukaryota; Viridiplantae; Chlorophyta; Ulvophyceae; Bryopsidales; Ostreobiaceae
Source: the annotation of a GenBank genome assembly